ACAGGUUGAUUCUGCACGUCUUUCAGUUUGCUUUCGGGCUGCUCUUGAGAAAGAACUGAACUUGUUCCGAAGCAUCCUUGGACUUUCGUUAAUGAUAACAGCGGUGCGGGAGAAAGUUUCUUGAAAAUGAAGUCCGUCAUCGGUGCAUUUCUGACCCUUUUCGUAAUCGCCAAAGCAGCCGAACUCCCAAAUGGAUUCAGAACCUGCCACCGAUCGGACCCGCAAUACUACGACUGCUUGAACAAGGCCGUCGUCGAUGCGAUAAUUUCCAUGAGAGGAGGUUUAAAAAGCUUUAGAAUUCUACCUUUGGAACCAUUGGCGGUAGACAGUGUAAAAAUUGGCGAGAGUCAAGGGCCUGUGACUCUUAAACAGGAGUAUAAGAACAUUAAACUACACGGACUCACUCAAGGCCUACAAGUGAAGAAUUACAAUAUCGACUUCAACAAUUGGGUACUAAGAUCUGAUGGAUACUGCCCUCAAGUCGAUUUUGUUGCAGACUACAAAGUCGAUGGCAGGGUUUUAUUGUUGCCAAUCAGAGGCGCGGGCAAGUCCAAUAUAACAAUGUAUGAUUUGGAGACGAAAAAUACUAUUUACUGUGAAGAGUAUGAAAAGAAUGGCGAAAAGUACCUCAGAGUUAAAAAAUACGACAUCAAAUUUCACCCUCGUAAAGUCAUCUUGCAAUUCGACAAUCUCUUCGACGGGGAUACCGUUUUAGGUGAGGAAAUGAACAAAUUCAUCAACCAAAAUUCGGAUCUGCUCUUCAAAGAACUUCAAUCUCCAUAUGAAGAGACAUUUGGUCUAGUGUUCACAAAGAUCAGUAAUGAUAUAUUCAGCCGCAUUCCAAUAAGCAAAAUAUUCCCUAUGUAACAAUUAGUUUCUAAGAAGUGUGUGUGCGGUUGAAAUCAAAAUGUAAGACAAUCAAACAUUUUGAACGUGUGUGAUAUGUGAAAAGUCUUGAAGUUGCAUGAUUUAUCAUUGUAAAACUAUGCCGCUAAAUAUAGUAAAAAUACUCUA
This is a messenger RNA of Orussus abietinus, 1014 nucleotides long. It is a transcript of the gene JHBP-1, whose product is annotated as protein takeout. NCBI's taxonomy places the organism in Eukaryota, Metazoa, Arthropoda, Insecta, Hymenoptera, Orussidae. The transcript has 6 exons. Bases 127 to 867 code for a protein of 246 amino acids. The record is from RefSeq and is a predicted model, not a curated record.